GACAAGUCGAUUAUUACAACAAGAGGAAUGAGGGCCCUGCUCGCAAGAGCUUACAAUCUAUGAGGGAAUAGGGGUGACAGAAAAGGUAGAUUACAUUUAUCCCCCCCAUACUACUGCAGGAUAUUUGUGUGAUAUGACAUCUUGCAGCUCUGUGCAGAGAACACAGUCUUGUACGUUGUGACUUCUUCUUCCUCAGCAGAAGACGAAGCUCUGUGCUCGGUUGUAGCUCCGAGAAGCUUUUCACUUCCUGUCCUGCUGACUCAGGAAGCAAAAUAUAUCAGCGUGGAAACUGAAAGCAGAUCCAGGAAGCUUUCAGCAGAGCCGAGGCCUGAGCCGGGAAAAUCCUCAUUGUUCUGUACAGGAGGGGGAUCAGCUCUGCUGCCUGGAGACAAGUGGCCGAUCAGGAAAGGUGAGCUGGGGCAAAGAGCGUAUGUGGGUCUGACAAGGUCUGCAGAAGACACUGCCUUGCAAGGAGUGCAAGGGAUAAAAUAAAGUGCAAAGUGCAAGGAAAAUACAACCUAGAUUGAUCCACAGAGAGAGAGCACAGGCGAAUUAGAGCAUAUCAAUAUUUCAAGAGAGACCAAUACGGCAACCCAUGAACUGACCGCUUGACGGGUACCACCAUGGCCAGUGCAGCAGAAGAAACUUCACAGCUCCCUUACGAUGGCACGUGUGAUGCUUGCGAGCCCGACGAGGCCAAGGAUGCGGUUGCCAUCUGCGACGAUUGUCAUUUCUCUUACUGUGAUUUGCACGCUUGUGAACACAAGCAGAAAUACGCCGCUCACAGGGUCAGAGACGUCUCAGACCCAUCUCCGGAGGAAGAAGAGAACACCCCCGUGGAGGAACCGCAAACUAAUACAAAACAGAGUGGUGUGACGGAGAUGAAGACCUGUCCCACACACAAGCAGGAGCUGAGCCUGUACUGCAAGGACGACUCUAAGAUUAUCUGCGUUUUAUGCGCAGUGGCCGGAGACCACCGCCAACAUGAGCUCGUCACCCUCAAUGAGGCCUACCAGGAAAUGAAGAAAAGAAAACCUGUCGACCUGAAGCUCGCCAUGGGCGACAUGAUAGAGAAGUUAAAGGAGAAAUGUGCCAACUCCAAAAUCACACGAGCUGAGCUGAAGAUUUUUAUACAGAAAGAAUUCGAUUACAUGAAGAAAUUGGUGCAUGAAGAGGAGAAAAAAGCCUUGCACUUUGUGGACCUUAAGGAAGCUGUGGCCUCUGCUCACGUGACUGAGGCCCUAGCUGAACUCAAUGUCCACAUGUCCAAGCUAAUGGCUGAAAUGGCAGAGAUCACCCAACAACUCAACAGCUUUAACCAACUGGUAAUGCAAAAACCUGAGAAUUCAGAAGAAGAUGAAAGGGAUGAAGAGACGGCUCCUGACUCAGCAACUGAAGGAUGCUCUAAUGCAAGAUUUCACAGCCCCCCUCCAGGCAAUGGACCAUGGUGAAGAUGGGGGGGGCUACAAAAUGCAGCGGACACAUCAGGAGGAAAUGGAGUCUCUUCUUGGACAACUUCACAUGAAUCAACCUCUCUGCUCCAGAAGAUUCGACCUCCCUACCAUGGACUCUUUAUGACUGUGUAUAAUUCAAGUAGGCCUAUGAAAGACCCAGUUGUGAAAUACCGUGGGUAUAAAACUGUGAAUUCUUAAGGGCUGGAAUGACUAUUUGACAUUUUUUUGGUAUAUAUAUUUUUUUCAUUGCUAUUAAAAUAAAAAGUUAGCAUUUUUUCCUGAAACAGCUCCACCCUUGUCCACAGGCUAUGCCUGGUAUUGCAGUGAAUGGAACUGAGCUACAAUACCAGACAUGGCCUAUGGAUGAGAAUGGUGCCGUUGUAUCAAAGAAAUGUUUUUCUAAUCUCAGAAGACCCCAUAAAACGCUGUGUAAUCUGCAGGCGGCAGGUUAUAGAGCAGGAGGAGCUGAGCAGAUUGAUAUACAGUCUUAUAGGAAAAGAUUCAGUCGGACUUCUAAAAUCGUUAUUUAAAUCUGAGUUUAGGAGUCAUGUGGGAGGGACUUAUUCAGUGAUUGACAGCUUACCCUGUAUGACUGCAUACAAAGAUGGCUGUCAGUCACUGGUUAGGGCCGCCCACAUGACUCCUAAGCUCAGAUUUAAGUGGACAACUUAAAAGGGUUGUCUCAUCUUAGACAUUGGUGGCAUAUCGCUAGGAUAUGUCACCGAUGUCAGAUAGGAGCGGUCUCACCUCUGGGACCUCCACCUAUCUCCAGAACAGUCCCCCAAAAGUGCGGGGGGGCAGUCUGCACAAGUGCGCAGUGCUUUCCAUUCACUUUCUGGCCACUACAUGGUAAAUGGCGCUGUUCUAGUUCUGAUGUGUCAUGGUCAGGAGUGCACCUAGCCUUUCUGCUGCCCGAUGCGAAAAUUGAAAUGGCGCCCCCUUCAGGCCCUACUGUUAAAAGCAUACUGUGAUACAGUUGACUAUAGAGAGAUGAGCACUUCCACAAUGGAAGCACUCAUUUCCCAUGGCCCUGCUGCUGCCCCCGCUUGUCUCCAGGCAGUCGCCUCACCUGGCCUCAUUGGAGGUGCACCCCUGGUCACGGUUCCUUCUAUCAACUGAUUGGGGGGAGGGGGUGUCAGAAGUCAGAACCCCAAUGAUCUGAUAUUGAUGACCUGUCCUAAGGAUAGGUCAUCAACACUUGAAAAACCCCUUUAACAGUAGCCAUAAAUUGGAAAGCCCCUUUAAGAAAAUGAAUAGACCAUUCAUAAGUUUCAUAGAAGAGGAAGACUGAGGAAUUAUUGGGGAUUUUUUUUUUCUUUAAUUAAGACAAUGGCAUGUGUGCAUUUUAAUAUGAUAAAAAAUUAACCCUGUCUUGUCCACAUUGUAAGAAUCAACGUUUUCCAGGACUAAGUCCGACCAUUUUUUCUUACUUUUAUGAAUGUGUGUCCCAUAUGUAUGCUCAUACAUUGUAAGUAGCCCUUUCUAUCUCUCCGUGACUCCGAGGCUAUUAGCACUUUACUAGCCGGCGCUUAUUCUGCGUGCACGUAAUAUCACACCUAUUAUCAAUGUGCUCGCUGAGUGACGCCUGCAGAUGGCUGGUGUCAGGCAGGACUAUGGAGACUGAAGGCAGUUUCCUGCUCAUGUCCUCAGUCAGAAUUAUAAUCAUAUACGUUGGCGUGAAACUUCAAUAGCCGACACUUGUUAGCGAGCGGAUUCAGGGGAUUUGAGAUACAGGAGAUUACUGUAGAGAUCCAACGUGAUGUAGCCAAAGCUCAGGGCUGGGAUCACACGUGCAGUUUUUGAUGCAGUUUUUUGGGUGUUUUUUAUUUUUUUGCACAAAGCCAGAAGUGGAUUCAAAAGGAAUGAUGAAUAUAAAAAAAUUCUUAUACUUCUCCUUUCCAGUGCGUCCAGUUGUGGCUUUAGCUCAAACACUGCAUACGCAUUUAAAACUUAAAGAGGUGUCUAGUAAUGAAUUCCGAGUCAUCUGUUCAGGACCUUCAUCUCUUGGCCAAAGAGUGUCUCUCGCUCUGGAGGACCUGUCCUGCGUUACACAGACAACCCAUGGAAAUGAGUGGCCAUCAUGUAAUACUUCAUUUCCCCUGUGGUGGUGCUGAAGGAAAAUUGAACACUUACCGAUUUUUCAAAAGAUUACAGUUGAUUUUUGGGAGUCCCAGCAGGGGGACACAUUGUUAUCAUCUCAUUAUUAAGAGACCCUUCCAACAUGUAAGGAUUUUAUUAAAGCAGAGAACCCCUUUAAAGAUAAGAUAGUCCCAUAAAUAUCUGAUAAGUUGGGAGUACCACCUCUGGAAAUUUCAGGCGCAUUAGGGCACCCUGACGUGUGCCAAAUGAAGUUUGGUGGAGGCCACAUAUCAUAAAAACUUAAGGGGUCAUUUACUAAUCUGAAAUACGCCUAUUUCAGACGCAGGUGGCGACGCAACGGUUAGUUGCGUCACUAUUUGCGACUUUUCCCUAUUCACACCAGGUCUAAGAUUGUAGGUGCGGUGUGGGCCUAUCUUAAUAAAUGUGCCCCUUAGCGGGGGUUCACUCAUGUCUUUUAACUGGUAGGCAGCACUUGAGAGAAUUGGUAGGUGAAGGCCUCAAGGAAGUGGAGUCCCUUAGGCAACUGACUCUUUAGCCCACCCAGACAUGGUGGUCAACACAUCUUGGCAAUGCCUGAAAAGAGAGGUGGCUCACUCCAUUCAAAUCUACGGACAGGUGGGACCCCUACCCCAUCAGACAUUUAUGAUAUAUUCCGUGAAAUGUGUUUUAUAUCUUAUUGGUGGGAAAACACAUUUAAAGUGAUGCUAAAUGAAAUAAAACGGAGGCUUGGGUAAAAGGAGUAGAGUUGGGAUAGAGGAUACCAGUGAUGUUCGGUGCCACCCAACUAGGCCUCAGAUCUUUUUUUUUAUUUUUUACAGAUUUUUACAAGACUGUUUCAAGAAGGUUUGGGUUUCUUAUACAGUUUAUCUUACAUUCAUUCCCAGUUAGUAUCCCUUUAAAAUGCACAGCAUCUCCUGCUUGCAGUAGUAGUAGACACUCAUUUUCCCAUUAGUUUAUAUCACAAUAUAUUUUUAUACAUUCUGCACUAAUUUAUGAUAAUUAGCCUAGACUAAAAGUAAGGUGCGUGCAGCAGCCAAUCAGAUUCCAGUGUUUAUUUUUCUAGAGCCGGAUAACGAAUAGAAGCAGUGAUCUGAUUGGUUCCAUGUUUUGUCUGCACCAGCGUCCUAAAUGAGCCAUUAAGUCAAUAGUAAUGUUAGUAAAUGCUAUCAAUUGGUGAAGUUUUGGUUCAAAAUGUUUGCAUCCCCCGAUUUCUUACUUCUUAACAUCUCCUUUGCUGUUCGGCUAUGGGCCGUACAUUGCUCUGGACCAGGGGUAGGCAACCUCCGGCACUCCAGCUGUUGUGAAACUACAACUCCCAGCAUGCAUACUUGCUCUGCUCUUCUCAGAACUCCCAUAGAUACGAAUAGAGCAUGCUGGGAUUUGUAGUUUCACAACAGCUAGAGUGCCGGAGGUUGCUGAACCCUGCUCUGGACCGUCCCUUUCAUGAGCGGCCCUGGGAUUUGCAAUAGAAGCACUCCCCCUGGUGGACAGCGCAUAUUCACGAUAAUUGGUGAACUCGUACUAAUUUGCAUAGUUCUUUCCCAUGGACCAUUGCUUGAAAAAUAAGUCUCCAAACAUCUGCUGGGUCUCCUCAAUGAGAACCAGUAACCCCUUUCUGGACUAUACUGGUUGAGGGAGAGGUGUACAGUACUUCAUGUAACGUGGUGAAGCUCUUGGGAACAGUUACUGUACUUUGUACGUGUGCUGCUUGCAAAAAUAAAAUAAAAAAUGAAUUUUAUGUCAUUGCAGUAAUAAAACUGAAAUUGAAUAUUGA
This is a messenger RNA of Bufo gargarizans (Asiatic toad), 5328 nucleotides long. It is a transcript of the gene TRIM44, whose product is annotated as tripartite motif containing 44. The record is from RefSeq and is a predicted model, not a curated record. Gene Ontology annotation, molecular function: zinc ion binding. NCBI's taxonomy places the organism in Eukaryota, Metazoa, Chordata, Amphibia, Anura, Bufonidae. Bases 624 to 1451 code for a protein of 275 amino acids. The transcript has 6 exons.